Penicillium chermesinum is the source of this 1668-nucleotide messenger RNA. RefSeq names its product MDR family MFS transporter. The transcript has 8 exons. The record is from RefSeq and is a predicted model, not a curated record. Lineage: Eukaryota; Fungi; Ascomycota; Eurotiomycetes; Eurotiales; Aspergillaceae. Gene Ontology annotation, molecular function: transmembrane transporter activity. Gene Ontology annotation, biological process: transmembrane transport. Bases 1 to 1668 code for a protein of 555 amino acids.
AUGGGAGACAAAAGGGCUCUCCCAGAGGCAACGCCGGCGCCUGUGCCUGACCCUGAAGACAUGCAAGCCCAGCCUAUUCCCAAAGAGGUCGAUAUAGACUCUACGCCUCGCCAGUCCCAAGAGUCGACGAGGGGCAAAGAGCUCGAAGUCACCCCCAGCAAAGAGCCACAGAGAGAGUAUCUCACCGGUUUUCGACUGGUCUCUGUUCUUGCAGCAGUCACUUUAGUGUCCUUCUUGGUUCUUCUCGACACAUCAAUCGUAGUCACUGCCAUCCCUGUCAUUACCACCCAGUUCCACUCCCUGCCAGAUCUUGGAUGGUAUGGUAGUUCGUAUCAGAUUGCCAGUGCGUGUUUACAGCCACUCGCAGGACGGAUCUAUUACAACUUCAGCACAAAAUGGACCUUCUUGACCUUCUUCUUCGUGUUCGAGUUAGGCUCUCUACUGUGUGGGAUCGCGAACUCCUCGAAGAUGCUUAUUGUGGCCCGCGCCGUCGCCGGUAUGGGCUCGGCGGGAUUGAUGAAUGGAUCCCUUACAAUUAUUGGAACCGCUGUUCCCAGGCACAAGUCCCCCAAGCUAAUGGGAAUCAUGAUGGGCUGCUGCCAGCUGGGAGUUGUCUGUGGGCCUCUUCUCGGAGGCGCCUUUACCGAGUAUACUACUUGGCGAUGGUGUUUUUACAUUAACCUUCCUAUCGGCUGUCUGGUGGCGGCUAUGAUUACCUUCGUCCAUAUCCCCGACCAAGCCGAGAAGCCCUCAAUCAGCAUGGUCAUCGAUACGGUGCUCCACAAGUUGGAUCUAAUCGGCUUUGCUCUCUUCGCCCCGGCGGCGAUCCAGCUUCUGCUUGCUCUCGAGUACGGCCAAACUGCGGGAACAUUCGGCGUCUUCUUGCUCUGGGAAUGGCGCCAAGGAGAUCUUGCAAUGAUUCCCUUGCGAAUGGUCGCCAAACGGACCGUCUGGAGCAGUUGUUUGGUUAUGAUGUGUCUCUUCGCUGUCAUGCUGGGUUCCUCCUAUUACCUGCCUGUCUACUUCCAAGCUGUUAAGAAUGACUCUCCCCUCAUCAGUGGUGUUUCAUUGCUGCCCAGCAUCUUGUCCCAGCUCUCACUGGCUGUCAUUUCCGGGAACUUGAUCAGCCGACUGGGUUAUUACCUGCCUUGGGCUCUUUUCGGUGCAUGCCUCAGCGCCAUCGGCAACGGUCUCUUCUCGACAUUCACCCCUCAUACUGCCAUUGGUACUUGGAUCGGAUAUCAAAUCCUGGCCGGAGCCGGUCGCGGAGCAGCCUUCCAAGUACCUCUCGUGGCUGUCCAAAACACUGUGGCCCCUCGCGACAUCUCACUCGGAAUGUCGCUCCUCAUGUUCCUUCAAACCCUGUCCGGUGCUAUCUUCCUGACUCUGGGAGAUGUCAUUUUCGACGCUGGGCUGAAGUCCACGAUCCCCAAGGACGCCCCCAACGUGGAUCCUGCUGUCGUCAUUGGAGCGGGAGCCACCGGUAUUCGCUCCGUGGUCUCUGGCAAGGAUCUCGCUGGCGUCUUGGUUGCUUACUCCAAGAGUGUGGGCUACGUGUUCUAUAUGACUGCGGCGAUGAGUGUCGUCAUGGCCCUCUGCUCUCUUGGUAUGGGCUGGGUAGACAUCCGGCCUAAGCCCAAGCCUGCCCCCGAGCAAGCUGAAGUGUAA